This is a messenger RNA of Linderina pennispora, 1051 nucleotides long. Its product is annotated as DUF1014-domain-containing protein. Gene Ontology annotation, molecular function: transcription coactivator activity. Lineage: Eukaryota; Fungi; Kickxellomycota; Kickxellomycetes; Kickxellales; Kickxellaceae. The record is from RefSeq and is a predicted model, not a curated record. Gene Ontology annotation, cellular component: nucleus. Bases 1 to 747 code for a protein of 248 amino acids. The transcript has a single exon. Gene Ontology annotation, biological process: transcription by RNA polymerase II.
AUGGCAAAGAAAUUCAAGGGCGAGAACAGCAAGGUAGCAGCUGCCAAGGAGAAGAAGGCUGCCACACAGGCUGUCAAGGACACAAAGAAGCGUGCCGAACAAGAGGCGAAGGAUUCUGCCGCAUGGGCCGUGGGCUCGAAGAAGAACGACAAGAAGGCGGAGCAGGAAGCGAAGCGCUUGGAGAAGCUGGCCCGGAAACAGGAAGCCGAUGCUCUCCUUGCUGCCGAGAACAAGAGCAUCGCCGGCUCUUUGAAGGGCAAGACCGGGCCAGCCAAGCUGGGCCCAGCUAAGCCUGUACGCCCUGCACGCGGCGCCGAAAAGAAGGCCGAAGCCAAAUCAGCAGCAGUCCACUCGGCAGCUGAGGCCAGCAAGCCUGUCGAGUCAUUCGCCGCGCGCAACAUUGACGACGCGCUGGAUCUGAUGAACUCAAUCGGUGACGAGCCUGUGGCUACUGGUGGUGCGCAGGCAAAGAAGGGCGGUGUGGCAGCGCUGGUGGAUCGCCACCCAGAGAGGAGAGCGAAGGCGGCGUACAAGGCAUUUGAGGAUCGCGAGCUGGAUCGUUUGAAGUCGGAGAAUCCGGGGCUCCGGCUUACGCAGCUGAAGCAGCUUCUGUGGAAGGAGUGGCAAAAGUCGCCAGAUAACCCGUUCAACCAAGUGAUGAUUGAGCAGAAUGCCACAGCAGAGGAAAUUAACAGAGUCAUUGAGGAGCAGAGGCAGAAUAUGCAGGACCGUCUCAGGAUCGAGUGAACUACAUAAAUAUGUCUUACCUAGGCCAAUCCACCACAUCAUGUAAUGAGAGACUAUAGCGUAGUGCCUUAUUCCGGCAGGAUAUCUACAUGCGCUGUUGUGCACAAGGUCAGUAGGCGGGCUGCUGCAUGCUGGUGUUGAUUAUAGCAUCUUCAGUCCAGCCUGCAGUGCCCCUGAUCCUGGCUGGCAGCCUCGCGCAGACAUGAAAGACCGUAAUUCACCACCGUUGGAUAUCCUCCCAACACUAUCUCGCUGCAUCUACUGUCCGCUUCAGCAUUCAUUCACUUGGUCCGGUUAGGCUUGU